GAAGGAGAGAGAAGACCGGGACAGAUUUCAACGAACAGACCCGAAUACUCGAUACUUGACGCGCAACAAUAUUAAAAGGCAUUUAUCGACCUUGAAAAACGAGAAGUGGAGCAAUAAAGAUAUGGUCUUUCCGAGGAAUGUAGGAUUAGGGAGUGUCAUAAAUAUGAAUACUCGCGUGCCAAGUGGGCAAAGGUUAAAUGCGAUAAUACAUAACCAAUUGAGAGACACCAUUUUGCGUUGACAGAGCCGAGAUAGUGGGCUGCACAAUAGGAUACCCUUUUUUAAAUAAAUAUAAUUGUUUAUCAUGGAGACGGCAAUGAAACUGGCUAAAAUGAAUUUCAUGGGCAGACGUUUGUACAGCUCCAAGGUGAAAUUAAAUGACGUCGUGAUAGUCAGUGCUGUACGCACUCCAAUGGGCUCGUUCCUUGGAUCUCUAUCAAGCGUGUCGGCCACUAAGCUUGGUGCGGUAGCUGUGCAGGCAGCUAUCGAAAGAGCUGGCGUCACCAAGGAACAAGUUAAAGAGGUAUAUAUGGGCAAUGUCUGUCAGGGUUUCUUGGGUCAAGCACCAGCGCGACAGGCUGCAUUAUUCGCAGGUCUCCCGAAGUCGACGAUAUGCACAACAGUGAACAAGGUUUGCGCGAGUGGCAUGAAAAGUGUCAUGCUGGCGUCUCAAUCGUUGCAGUGCGGCCAUCAGGAGAUCGUUCUAGCCGGUGGUAUGGAAUCUAUGUCUAAUGUGCCAUAUUAUUUAGCGCGUGGCGAAACGUCUUACGGUGGACUAAAACUCGAGGACGGCAUUGUGUUUGAUGGAUUGACUGAUGUUUACAACAAAUGUCAUAUGGGCAAUUGCGCCGAGAACACGGCCAAGAAGCUUAGCAUCACUCGUCAGCAACAGGACGAAUAUGCUAUCGGCAGUUACAAACGCAGCGCGGCGGCUUAUGAGAAUAACGUGUUCAAAGAUGAACUCGUAUCCGUCGGUGUGCCUCAGAAGAAGGGCAAACCAGACGUCAGUGUUACCGAGGACGAGGAAUAUAAGAGAGUCAACUUUGACAAGUUUGGCAAACUGAGCACAGUUUUCCAGAAAGAGAAUGGUACUGUGACGGCCGGAAAUGCAUCCACCCUAAAUGAUGGCGCCGCUGCUUUGGUCUUAAUGACGAGCGACGCUGCUCAAAGACUGAACCUGAAGCCUCUGGCUAGAGUUGUCGCUUUUCAGGACGCGGCAACGGAUCCUAUAGAUUUUCCGAUUGCACCGGCUUUCGCUGUGCCACCGCUGCUUCAAAACGCCGGAGUUAAUAAAAACGACGUAGCUCUGUGGGAGAUCAAUGAGGCAUUUAGCGUGGUGGUCGUGGCAAAUCAGAAAUUACUCGACAUUGAUCCUGCCAAGGUGAACGUCCAUGGUGGUGCCGUUUCGCUAGGCCAUCCCAUAGGCAUGUCAGGAGCACGUAUCGUAGUGCACUUGGUGCACGCUCUCAAGGCCGGGGAAAAAGGCGUUGCGUCAAUUUGCAACGGGGGCGGCGGUGCAUCGUCAAUCCUGAUUGAGAAACUGUAAGUUCGCAAAUCAUCAAUGGCUGCCAUUUACAGUAUGCGCGAACCGGGCGAUCUAUCUUUAUCAUCGAUAAUAUGAAGCGUGAUAAAAAGAAACAAUUAUCCUUACACCCUGAAACUGUUGAAACAAUAUUGUAGACGAAAAGCUUCAUAGCUUUUCUCAUUUGUAAGUUUUUACAAAUAAGAUUGUUAUAUAAAAUAGUAUUUUACAUUUUUCUACGAUAGAUGUACAUACGUAUGAAAUGUCUGCUAAACGCGACCACGAAAUAUAUGGAAAAAUACUUAAAAAUAUACAAAAAUAUAUUUUCUUAUUGUAUAUUUUUACUACAUACUUUUUAUUGUUGCUCAAAGCCCAAAUAUGUCUCGUUGUAUCCUUUACUGUGUUAUUAUGUUAAUAUAUGGAAAUAAAUUCUUUUUCCUUG
This is a messenger RNA of Vollenhovia emeryi, 1964 nucleotides long. It is a transcript of the gene Acat1, whose product is annotated as acetyl-CoA acetyltransferase, mitochondrial. Lineage: Eukaryota; Metazoa; Arthropoda; Insecta; Hymenoptera; Formicidae. The coding region runs from base 305 to 1546 and encodes 413 amino acids. The record is from RefSeq and is a predicted model, not a curated record. Gene Ontology annotation, molecular function: acetyl-CoA C-acetyltransferase activity. Gene Ontology annotation, biological process: fatty acid beta-oxidation. The transcript is spliced from 8 exons.